Gongylonema pulchrum is the source of this 429-nucleotide messenger RNA. The record is from the annotation of a GenBank genome assembly. NCBI's taxonomy places the organism in Eukaryota, Metazoa, Nematoda, Chromadorea, Rhabditida, Gongylonematidae.
AUGAAAGUGCGUUUUUUUCCGCUGCAGAAAGACACGACGAGGAGGAUUUAUUUGAUCAGGAAUGGUGAGCCCGCCGAGUUCGGUGGAUGGCGAACCAACGGCGCAUUUCGGAAUCACAAUGCACUUGCUAAAAUGGAUACGAGUCAGACGGUGGUAACAGUAGCGCGAACUGGCGGUCCGGAUUGCUAUUCGGACGAUCCACCGUUGACGCAAACUGGACGAGCUGGCGCAGAACUGGUCGGCCGUUCUUUAUCCGAAAGAAGCCUAAAUAUACAUACAGUUUAUACCUCUCCCUCACUCAGGUGUUUACAGACAGCAAGCGCUAUCAUAUCAGCGCUAAAUAGCCGUAAGCCGCCACGGUUACGCAUCGAACCAGCCCUGUUCGAGCCACUAAGCUUCAUUACCAGGGUUUGUCCUACUGUUAUUUAA